Messenger RNA from Carlito syrichta (Philippine tarsier), 1843 nucleotides. RefSeq names its product MLX, MAX dimerization protein (gene MLX). Gene Ontology annotation, cellular component: nucleus. The transcript has 8 exons. The record is from RefSeq and is a predicted model, not a curated record. Gene Ontology annotation, biological process: regulation of transcription by RNA polymerase II. Gene Ontology annotation, molecular function: RNA polymerase II cis-regulatory region sequence-specific DNA binding; DNA-binding transcription factor activity, RNA polymerase II-specific; protein dimerization activity. The coding region runs from base 69 to 803 and encodes 244 amino acids. NCBI's taxonomy places the organism in Eukaryota, Metazoa, Chordata, Mammalia, Primates, Tarsiidae.
GGCGCACCUCCCUCUUCCUCACUGAAGGGGGCCCGCCCGCAGCUUGUUUCCGGUUCGGUUUGUCCAAGAUGACGGAGGCGGGCGCCUCUCCAGAGGACCCAUGGGUCAAGGUGGAGUAUGCCUACAGCGACAACAGCCUGGACCCCGGGCUUUUUAUAGAGAGCACCCACAAGGGGAGUGUAGUGUCCAGAGCUAAUAGCAUCGGUUCCACCAGUGCCUCUUCUGUCCCCAACACAGAUGACGAGGACAGUGAUUACCACCAGGAGUCCUACAAGGAGUCCUAUAAGGACCGGCGGCGGCGAGCACAUACUCAGGCCGAGCAGAAGAGGAGGGACGCCAUCAAGAGAGGCUAUGAUGACCUCCAGACCAUCGUCCCUACCUGUCAGCAGCAGGACUUCUCCAUCGGCUCCCAAAAGCUCAGCAAAGCCAUCGUUCUACAAAAGACCAUUGACUACAUCCAGUUUCUGCACAAGGAGAAGAAAAAGCAGGAAGAAGAGGUGUCCACACUGCGCAAGGACGUUAUGGCCCUGAAGAUCAUGAAAGUGAACUAUGAGCAGAUCGUGAAGGCGCACCAGGACAACCCCCAUGAGGGGGAGGACCAAGUCUCUGACCAGGUCAAGUUCAACGUGUUUCAAGGCAUCAUGGACUCCUUGUUCCAGUCCUUCAACGCCUCCAUCUCUGUGGCCAGCUUCCAGGAGCUGUCGGCCUGCGUCUUCAGCUGGAUCGAGGAGCACUGCAAGCCUCAGACCCUCCGUGAGAUCGUGAUUGGCGUCCUGCACCAACUGAAAAACCAGCUUUACUGACUGGCUCUUGGAAGUCUACAGAACAGCCACCAAGAGUCCCCGGAUUCUCUCCUAUUCGACCACCGAGCUACUGCGUCCAGAGCCUGGACUGCAGCACCUUGCACUGGUCAGCUGGCUUCCACCUGGUGUUGGGCUCUCCCAGCCCAUGGCAUCUUCACUGGGUGAAGGUGCCUGUAUCUUGAAAGCUUCUGAUUAAUUUAUUACAUUGAGCAUAAAACUUGACCCUGCCCAGUCUUCCCUCUUCUCCUGGAGGUCCUCAGGUUCGAAGUCUGCUCCAAGCACCCCACAGACCUUCUGGCUUCUCAGCCUCCCACCCAAUCCUCAGGUUUCUGUUCAUGACCUGCAUAUUUGAAACUGUUUGCCUCUUUUGGUGUCUGGGGCAACAUUUGGCCCAAGUUUAGCCAUCUUGGCAAUAAUUGGCAGGGAGAAGAGGAGUAAGAAGCAGCCUUCCCACAGCUGUGAAGGGCAAAAGGUCACCUUGUGCCUGGACUGGAGCUGCCUGGUCAGUCCAGGGAGAGGCCAGCACUUCCUGGCCAGCUCAGGGCGGGGCUGCCAGGUUCCUCCCCUCACCUCAUGUUCAUCACCACCUCCUCGACUCCUGCCCUGAGUUCCCACAGGCUGCAGCCUUGUACGGCAGAGGCAGGUGUGACGCAGCACUACAUAUUUGAAAUUUUUUAUUUUUCUAAAUACCAAUGAUGCAGUUUUGCUAGUCACAAUUUUGGAAUAUGAACUGGGCCUCAAAACCAUCCUCAGCCUUCCUGUCGGGUAUCUGGGCCUCUACUGUGUCUCAGUGCUGCCUAUACUCAUGGGACUUGGGAGUGGGGUGAAGGGUACAGGAGAUAAUCAGGUCUCCUGGCGCCCAAGCCUAGGGGAGUCCUGGGCAAAGCAUGGGCUCUGUGAAUGCUGGCAUGAAGGAGCCUCUACCCUUGUCCUCCAGCUCCCUCUGCCUUCCUCAGAUUGGAUAUCUAGAAGGCUUGACGAUCCAGAGGAAAUUAAAUAUUUUUAUAUCAAAUUAUACUACAAUAAAUCUUGCCAACUGC